Molecule: messenger RNA, 989 nt
Organism: Monascus purpureus
Lineage: Eukaryota; Fungi; Ascomycota; Eurotiomycetes; Eurotiales; Aspergillaceae
Source: the annotation of a GenBank genome assembly
GUAUGGCGGCUUGGCUCCCUCUCUAACCCCUGAGAAUCCGGGCCCCUGAUUAUAUGUAGAGAGAGCAAGAGAGCAAGAGAGAGAUAGAACAGAAUGGCAUCCGUUCCUUAGUAGGCUACGUACGUGUAGUCGAUACAGCUUCAUUCUGCCCUUCUUCCCUGAGUUACAUGCAUAUUCCACAACAUAUUAAAAUGAGGGAACUUUCUCAGGCUGUUCAAAGCCAUCCUUCCAUUGAUACAGUUCACCACCUAUUUAGAACCUUACAUAUGCGCAAAUGGAAGCAGUAACAUAUGCCAAUUAUUUAUCUGAGGAUUUUAAAAGAGUUAUAUGGUCUUAUGAGUGCUCAGUUGAGAGAGGAAUUGGUGCCCACCUUAUUUGGACUUUUAAUAGUCUAGCCCAACAAAUCAUUUAAAGAGAUAUCCAUGCUAUUAGGUGUGGAAAAGGGGUAAAACAUCUAGAUGUUUUGGGCAGCCUUUGGCUUUGAUAGGAGGACUGGUCUUCUACCUUUGGAUGGUGAUCCUGAAUCAGCCCAUGGAGGUGUUACAGCUUGGGUUAUUCAUGGUGUUUAUGAGACUUUUCUUCCAGAGUUUCUUCACAAUGGUGAUAUCUUUAUGCAUGGUGGUGCCUCAGUGCACAGGGCUUAUAUUAUCAGGGAUUUGCUUGCUGAAAUGGGCGUUGAGGUUAUGGAAUGGCCACCAUAUUCUCCAGAUCUUAAUCCAAUUGAGAAUUUUUGGGCAUUGAUGAAAGCAAAAAUCUAUGAGAAAUAUACUGAAUUGGAAAGAGCACUAGAUACAGAGGAGACUCUCAAAGCUCUUAUUGAGGCAGCUAAGGAGGCAUGGCAUGCUAUUGAUCAAAGAGUGUUGGAAAAUCUAUUCUUGUCUAUGCCUCACCGUGCACAGGCAAUCCUGGCUGCGGAUGGAUGGUAUACUGGUUACUAGUGAUCAGCAUCAUGUAUUUCUUAUCAGGAAAAAAUAUUACUAGCGUGUUUU